GCGGACACACUGGACGAGUUGGCUGAUUUCCCCCCUGGGGAGGCACCACCGCUCCUGCCGUCAGAGCCCAUCCUCUCCAGCACCCGCAUCGGCGAGCGGCCCGCCUCGCUCGGUGGUGCGCGUCGCCGUCGUCUGCGGCGCGUCGAUUCUGACGACGAGGGGGAGGGGGUGACGAGCAGUGACUACGCCGUCGCAGCACCCUUCCCCAACUUCACUUCUAUGAGCUCUCCCAUCGCCAGAAACUUCCCAGAACGUGGGAGCAGUCCCGACGCUGAUCCAUACAAGGAUUAUUCUGCAGGCGAAGGGGACAGCGACGAUUCCGGCGCGGUUCGAUCCGACGCAGAUGAUCGGCAAGUUAAUUCAGACGGUGAACAUGGUGGCGAACAUCCCGAACGUCCCGUUGACGCCGGUGUGGAUGACGUGGACGUUGAGGUCCUUAAUAGACUCAAGCGACUCGCAAAAGGUGCGGCCAAGACCGUGAAACGACCUCUACCAAAGCUCGAUCCACCUACGCUUCUUGGUGAACGUGGUCUUCCAGCCCUAGUAAAGGAGCUUGAAAGGGUCCAGUUCAAGGGACGAGGUUACGAGUUUGAAGACCUGGAGAAGUUGAUGUUUGUGUACGAGUCUUGGGCGCACAGAAUGCUACCCAAGUUCCUCUUUAACGACGUGUUGGAAAGACUGGAAGCAGUGGGUUCCAAGCGCGAAGUCCACUCAGUUCUUCAAAGGAUGCGUGCUGGCACUUGGCCACCCAUCCUCUCCUCGGAGUUCGUCCAUGAGAGCGACGAUUGCGAUUCCAAUGGCGAGACAGAACCCAAGGCAAGUCGUCCUCCAUUUUGUGCAUUCCGAUUUCUGUCGGUGAUUGACGACGUGCACCCGCCUGUUGAUCUUGAUCAAGAAAUGGUAGAACUUACUCAACCCGACCAUGAAGACGACAAGAAGUUUGUUGCCCUCCCUACGCCCGAAUCUCCACCGCGUCCUUCCACAUCAACUGCGGUAACGCAGCACGCAAAUGAGGAAUCCUUGGAAGACCGUAUUGAGAGGAAUCGACUCCUAGCUUUAGAAAGAUUGGAGGCCAGGAGACGCUUGAGUUCUCAGCAAACAACGUCAAACAUAUCCUCUUCCGGUGAGAGGACUGUUUUUCGUUAUUUUUCGGUUGGUUAA
Mesocestoides corti is the source of this 1161-nucleotide messenger RNA. The record is from the annotation of a GenBank genome assembly. NCBI's taxonomy places the organism in Eukaryota, Metazoa, Platyhelminthes, Cestoda, Cyclophyllidea, Mesocestoididae.